Molecule: messenger RNA, 1544 nt
Organism: Rhododendron vialii
Lineage: Eukaryota; Viridiplantae; Streptophyta; Magnoliopsida; Ericales; Ericaceae
Product: probable 1-acyl-sn-glycerol-3-phosphate acyltransferase 4
Exons: 4
Coding region: 298-1449 (383 amino acids)
Cellular component (GO): endomembrane system
Molecular function (GO): acyltransferase activity
Source: RefSeq, a predicted model, not a curated record
GUUGAUGAGGAAUAUUGUGCACAAUAAUGAUAUGAAAAAAUGUGCGCAGAUCCAUACAUCGAUGUGUGGGCUCCAUCCAUGUGGGACCCAAGUGCCGUCGAUUUGAUUCUGCUUUUGUUUUCUUGAAGUUUUGUGUGUUUGGUUGCUUAUAGAAAUUGCUGGAAUUUUUUUGGAAAUCUAUUCUCUAGGAGGUCGAGAAAUUUCUAGGUUGUGUGGACUGGCCAUUCUAUCAUUGACUCUUUCCAAUCAGGAGCUACGAGGAGUAAGCUUUGAAGCUUGAAGUGUUUGUUGGCGAAUAUGGAAGUUUGCCCAGCCCUCAAUUCUAAUGAUGGUUUAAAGCAUCGCAAGUUGACUCCUUUUAGGAUUUUUAGGGGUUUGAUAUGUUUAGUGCUUCUUCUUUCUACAGCUUUUAUGUUUCUAGUAUAUUUUGGGCCUAUUGCAGCAGUCUUGUUGCGCUUUUUAAGCAUACAUUUGAGUAGAAAGACAACAUCUCUCCUUUUUGGUCUUUGGCUGUCUUUGUGGCCCUUCCUAUUUGAGAAGGUUAACAAAACAAAAGUUAUCUUUUCUGGGGAAACUGUUCCACCAAUGGAACGUGUUGUACUUAUUGCCAACCAUAGAACUGAGGUUGAUUGGAUGUAUAUGUGGGAUCUUGCUUUGCGAAAGGGGUGCUUGGGCUACAUCAAAUAUGUCCUGAAGAGCAGUUUAAUGAAACUACCCAUCUUUGGUUGGGGUUUUCAUAUUCUGGAGUUCAUCCCAGUGGAGAGAAAGUGGGAAAUUGAUGAGCCAAUUUUGCGUGAAAUGCUUUCGACUUUUGCUAAUCCUUUGGAUCCCUUGUGGCUUGCUGUUUUCCCAGAAGGAACUGAUUUUACUGAACAAAAGUGCAAAAGGAAUCAAAAGUUUGCAGCUGAAAAUGGAUUACCUGUAUUGAAGAAUGUUUUGCUUCCUAAAACUAAGGGUUUCUACACAUGUUUGGAAAUUCUGAGGGGGUCCUUGGAUGCAGUUUAUGAUAUCACUAUUGCGUACAAACAUCGGUGCCCUUCUUUUGUGGACAAUCUAUGUGGCGUGGAUCCUUCAGAAGUUCAUAUUCAUGUUCAGCGUAUUCCUAUCAAGGAUAUGCCAUUAUCUGAAAGUGAGGUUGCUACUUGGUUGAUAAAUGCAUUCCAGCACAAAGAUGAGUUGCUCUCGCAGUUUGUUGCUGAAGGUCAUUUUCCCCAACAAGGGACCGAAGGAGAACUAUCAACCUUGAAAGGCUUGGUAAAUUUCUCGGUGGUUGUCGCCUUGACUGGCAUUUUUGUAUUUCUUACCUUUUGCUCGUCUAUCUGGUUCAAAAUAUACAUAAGCCUAGCUUGUGCAUAUCUUUCUUUUGCUACAUAUCUCAAUUUCCGACCAUUGCCAGUCCUUGGAAUUGGUAAACCGAUGCUAUGUAAUGAAAAACCCAAGAAGUUAUAACUUGUCCUGAAACACUUAGAGAAAACAAUGAAUAACUUUUACCUCCUUGACUUGAUAACUACUGCAAAUCAUUAUCUUUGAAUGUUUCUGUACCA